AUGGCGCACCCGGCGCCCUGGUGGCGGCUGCGGCCGGCGCUGUUGGCCCUCGCCCUGAUACUGGCUCUGGCCCCGAUGCCCACAGCCCGGGCCGGGCAGACGCCGCGCCCCGCAGAGCGCGGGCCUCCGGUGCGGCUCUUCACCGAGGAGGAGCUAGCCCGGUACAGCGGCGAGGAGGAGGAUCAGCCCAUCUACUUGGCAGUGAAGGGAGUGGUGUUUGACGUCUCCUCUGGAAAGGAGUUUUAUGGACGAGGAGCCCCCUACAAUGCCUUGACCGGGAAGGACUCCAGCAGAGGAGUGGCCAAGAUGUCGCUGGAUCCUGCAGACCUCACUCAUGACACUACGGGCCUCACAACCAAGGAGCUGGAAGCCCUGGAUGAGGUCUUCAGCAAGGUGUACAAAGCCAAAUACCCCAUUGUCGGCUACACCGCCCGCAGAAUCCUCAACGAGGACGGUAGCCCCAACCUGGACUUCAAGCCCGAGGACCAGCCCCACUUUGACUUAAAGGACGAGUUCUGAUGUCACUCAGCUGAUGCGAGGGCAAGGGGAGGGGACUGGAGUUCAAUGUCCCAU
Acomys russatus (golden spiny mouse) is the source of this 573-nucleotide messenger RNA. RefSeq names its product neudesin neurotrophic factor (gene Nenf). Gene Ontology annotation, cellular component: endomembrane system; membrane. Bases 1 to 519 code for a protein of 172 amino acids. The record is from RefSeq and is a predicted model, not a curated record. NCBI's taxonomy places the organism in Eukaryota, Metazoa, Chordata, Mammalia, Rodentia, Muridae. The transcript has 4 exons.